This is a messenger RNA of Eucalyptus grandis, 1094 nucleotides long. RefSeq names its product probable O-methyltransferase 3. Gene Ontology annotation, biological process: methylation. NCBI's taxonomy places the organism in Eukaryota, Viridiplantae, Streptophyta, Magnoliopsida, Myrtales, Myrtaceae. Gene Ontology annotation, molecular function: S-adenosylmethionine-dependent methyltransferase activity; O-methyltransferase activity; protein dimerization activity. The record is from RefSeq and is a predicted model, not a curated record.
CCAAGAGAGAAGUGAACAUGGAUUGUCCUACUGGAGAGCACACUGGAGAGCUUCUCAAAGCUCAAGCUCACGUAUGGAACUCCGUAUUCAACCUCACGGGCAUGUUCUUGAAAUGUGCCGUUCAGCUAAACAUACCAGACGCUAUCCACAAACACGGCCAACCCAUGACUGUGUCCGAGCUUGUUGCCGCACUUCAAAUUCAACCAACAAAGUCCGGUUGCGUCCACCGUCUGAUGCGUGUUCUUGUUCACUCUGGCUUCUUUGAAGAGAGAAGGCUUGAGCCGAGUGAUCAAAUUGGUUACGCGCUGAACCACGCAUCCGAGCUCCUAGUUAAGGACAGUCCCUUCAAUUCAGCGGCUAUGGUACUGGCCAUGCUUGACCCUAGCGUCAUGAAGGCGUACGAUUGCCUGAGCGCUUGGUUCUUGAACAACGACCGUACCACAUUUGAGACGGCAUAUGGAAUGAAGGUCUGGGAAUACACUGCUCAAGACCCCAAGUUCAACCAGUUGUUCAACGAUGCCAUGGCUAGCGAUAGUCGAUUACUGGCGACCGUGGUGAUUAAUGAGUGCGCCGGGGUGUUUGAGGAUAUAAAUUCGCUGGUUGAUGGGGGAGGGACGGGGCUGAUGGCCAAGGCCAUCGCUGAUGCGUUCACGUUGGAAUGCACCGUCUUCGAUCUUCCACAUGUGGUGGCCGACUUACCAGGAAGUAACAACAUGAAGUAUGUUGGAGGAGACAUGUUCAAGGGAAUUCCACCUGCUGACGCAAUCAUUUUGAAGAUGGUCUUGCAUGAUUGGAACGAUGAAGACUGCAUUAAGAUAUUGAAGCAAUGCAAAUCAGCAAUAUCGUCGACCAAGGACAAAGUAGGUAAGGUGAUCAUCGUGGAAACAGUUAUGAAAAACCAUGACAAUGCCAAGGAUGAGAAGUUUAUGGAAUUGGAGCUUGCAGUCGACAUAGCGAUGAUGAUGGCCCAUGCAUCGAGAGAGAGGACCGAAAAGGAAUGGGCAGAGCUCUUUUUCGAUGCCGGCUUUGGAGGUUAUAAGAUGUAUCCUGUAUUAGGUUUUCGGUCCCUCAUUGAGGUUUAUCCUUGAUGAUUG